Molecule: messenger RNA, 1652 nt
Organism: Crotalus tigris (Tiger rattlesnake)
Lineage: Eukaryota; Metazoa; Chordata; Lepidosauria; Squamata; Viperidae
Gene: LRRC63
Product: leucine rich repeat containing 63
Exons: 7
Coding region: 1-924 (307 amino acids)
Molecular function (GO): protein binding
Source: RefSeq, a predicted model, not a curated record
AUGAAGAAUCUCAAAUGGCCACAUAAAGCAAUAGAUGAUAGAGACACUGGCAAACAGACACAAGAAUUAAAAGAAGAAAUGCAUUUUAUUAAAUCGUUUGUUUCUGGAGCUGGAUACCAGACUGAGUUAAGUGCCAUAGAUAAGGACAGUGAAUUGCCAGACAAGGCUGAAAUGGCGGUUCUGUUCUGCAUCAUGCAUAGAAAAACUGCACUUAGUCUUAAGGUUCCUGACCUCUCGCCUUUGUCUGAUUUUUUGUUGUACCUAAACUUGUCAUAUAAUAGUUUGGAUUGCUUUCCAUCAGAGGUGUUUCAUCUUAAAUAUUUACAAGUGCUAAAGCUCCGAAAUAACCCCAUCAAAUCCAUCCCAGGGGAGAUCUCUGAUAUGAGGAAUCUUAAAUUCUUGACGAUGUCCUUCAACUUGCUGACUUCUCUCCCACUUGAGCUGUUUAUCCUGCCAAAUCUUCAGAGUCUUGACGUUUCCUACAAUGAACUCGAAUAUAUCCCUAAUGAAAUACAAAAUCUCAGAAACCUCACCUACCUGAAUGUGGAAGGAAAUCUGCUUUACUCCUUGCCUUGUGGGAUUCUGAAACUUCAGCUGAGCCGCCUGCUGGUGGAAAACAACUUCUUGCAUGCCUGUUUCUGGAAUGAGACUUUCCUGAUGCAACCUCAGCGACUUACGGACAUGGCUGCCCUGUGCUUCGUUAAGCACCAGCUGUGGAAAAUAUAUCAUCAUUUACCAGAGGAGAUUCACAAUAUCAUAAGCAACUUUACAGGCUGUGACUGCUGCAUGGGACCCUUGUAUGGAAAAGGCUUUCGUUUUAUCCUCAUUUAUAGAAACAUUUAUGGAUUAAGGCUUCCUUAUCAAUUUUCAGCUUGCUCACCAGACUGCUAUACAGCCUUUGUCAAGUCAGCUGUGCCCACUUGAUGGAUGAUAAUGUCGACUGAGAUUCAGGCAAAGUGAAAAUAAUCUGUUGAAUAAAGCAAGCAAGCAAGCAUUGCUUUGGGUAUGGAAGUGACUUUUUUUUUUUUUUUUGCAAAUGUGUAUAUUAUGCAGACCUCUGGUGGGGGUCUUGUGACAUUCAAAGUUCAGUUAUUUAUUUAUCGUAUUUAGAAAGUGCCCAUCCCCCUCCUAGAGGACUAGGCAUUCUCUCGAUUGCUACCCCCCUCUGUAAGCAAUGUUGUGAAAAUCCUAGCACCUUUUCCAGUUUUUAAUUUUAAAAAAAAUGGAGACUAACAUUAAGUCUUUUAAUGUAAAUUAGUAUUCAGAAUUUGAGGAUCCUUUUUUCUUAGCACAAUCUACAAUGGCAGAUUGUAUAUAUGAUUAAAGGGAUGUAUGUAUAUAUCUGAUAGGUAUAGUGCUAGUUUUUACUGCUGUAUAUUUUACUACUGUAUAUUUUACUGCUGUAUAUUCUACCUUGUAAUAAAACAAAAUAUUAUGUACGGAUAUGUUGCUUGAUGGUGUGAUUUCCCACUUUAGAACAAACUAAAUGACAGGCAUCUAGAAUCACGUCUUCCUGUAUGUACAAGGCAAGAUAAUCACAGCCAUUUUACUCAUGAUUUGUGCUGGUAGUUUUUUGUGCUAUUUAAAUUUAAAUAAACUAAAACAGCGGUUCUCAACCUGUGGGUCGCGACCCCAUUUGGGGUCGAACGACC